AUGUUUACGUUCAACAAUAAAGCAGUGACCGUUGUCCCGACUUGCGCUCGCCUAAUAUCACAAUUUAAAAUACCGCGAUCUGAUUGCGUACCGUAUGUGCCCCCGCGCAAAGUCUUCGAUCCUAAAGCAUGCGCCCUGCGCGAUAAAGGGCUCGUAUUGGGAGUCUAUUAUAACGAAAAUGUUACCGGUGAACCAGCUAUCCUCACGGCGACAGCACAAAGGUAUGAUAAAAAAGUUGAUGGAAAACUAUGGAAACUCUUAAAGUUAAGUCCCAUUCCCAAACUCGGAGAGUGUCGAGUUUUCUAUGAUGUCGACCCUAAUUACGGAUAUGUUGCGGUUGCCGGUCUCGGCACCGAAUGUCUCAACUUCAACUGCAUAGAACAACUCGACGAGAGCAAGGAAGCGAUACGUGUGGCGGCCGGUGUCGGAGCAAAAGCACUGCAUAAAUUAAACCCCAGUAGUAUACAUUUAGAAUCAUUCGGAGACGCCGAGGCUUCCGCUGAAGGAGCCGCCCUGGCUAUAUGGCAAUUCAGAGAAUAUAAAACGCCCGUCUUAAAGAAACAACCCAACGUUACCACAAUCGAACUGUACGAAGAUUGCGACGUGCAAGGUUGGAAAAUAGGAAAGUUGAAAGCGGAAUCACAGAAUUUAGCACGAUAUCUCCAAGAGAUGCCGGCUAAUUUACUCAAUCCCACGUCGUUCGCAAAAAUAGCGGUGGAGUUGUUGUGCGAAAUGGACAUCAACGUGGAAGUCAUGACGCAGGGUUGGGCCGCGAGUCACGAAAUGGGCGGUUUCGUUGCCAUCGGAAAAUCAUCAGUUCAACCGCCUUUGUACGUAGAGAUCAGUUACUAUGGCACAAAAGAAUGCACCAGGCCGAUCGUUCUUAUAGGAAAAGGUGUCACUUUUGACAGUGGUAGCUUAGCCUUAAAACCUCCUGAGGAACUGAGGUACAUGCGCGGAGAUAUGGCGGGAGCUGCUUGCGUACUGGCUAUAACACGGGCGGCGGCAAGGCUGAAGUUGCCCGUCAACAUCCGAGGUAUACUUCCUUUGUGCGAGGUGAUGCCCAACGGCAGCAGUCCGAAGUUCGGCGACGUGGUCUCCAGCACAAACGGCAAGUCAAUACACGUUAGGUUGCCUUCGAAAGAAGGCAGGCUGCUCAUUGCAGACAGUUUAGUCUAUGCGCGUAACUACUGGCCAAAAUUCAUCAUCGACAUCGGGACCAUGUCUAAAGAGUUGGUGGAUACAUUAGGAGGUGCAGCAUGCGGUGGCUAUUCGAAUUCCGAGGAGCUGUUUUGCUACGCGCAGUCUGCUAGCGGACAAACCGGUGACCGUAUAUGGCGCAUGCCUUUGUGGAAAUUUUAUGAGGACCGAGUGAGAGACUGCCAAACUGCCGACGUUGCGAAUACUGCUCGGCACGAAUACGGAGAUUCGCCGAACUGUGCGGCAUUCCUGAAGCAGUUCAUUUGCGAUAGUGAUUGGCUCCACCUUGACACUUACAACGUAGCGUAUACCAAAGGUUGUGAUUUCCCGUAUCUGCAAAGAGGUAUGACCGGUCGGCCGACGCGCACAGUCAUCGAACUCCUGUACCAAAUGCUCGCCGAUUCAAAGCUGUAA
Diatraea saccharalis (sugarcane borer) is the source of this 1614-nucleotide messenger RNA. NCBI's taxonomy places the organism in Eukaryota, Metazoa, Arthropoda, Insecta, Lepidoptera, Crambidae. The record is from the annotation of a GenBank genome assembly.